AUGCUGAUAGUUCUAGGAAUAGUUUCAGCUACUUUGUUAGUGAUUGUUGCAAUUUAUGGCUUAUGUUACUUGAAAAGAUCUUCAAAACAUGAGGUUAAAGACAUAGAAAGCUUAGAAGAAAAACAUGAAGAGGUGAAGGAGGAUUUAAUCAUAUUUGAAGGUGGAGAGGAUUUGACAAUAUGUGAUAUAUUGGAUGCACCAGGGGAAGUGAUUGGAAAAUCAAAUUAUGGAACACUUUAUAAGGCUCUGUUGCAAAGGAGCAACAAGGUUAGGUUAUUGAGGUUUUUGAGACCUGUUUGUACUACAACAGGUGAAGAAUUGGAUGAAAUGAUUGUGUUUCUUGGAAGAUUAAAGCAUCCUAAUUUGGUUCCUCUUUUGGGAUUUUAUACUGGACCAAGAGGUGAGAAGCUUCUUGUUCAUCCAUUUUACAGACAUGGGAAUCUUACUCAAUUCAUAAGAGAUGGGAAUGGUGAGAGUUACAAAUGGACAAACAUACAUACAAUAUCAAUUGGUAUAGCAAAAGGAUUAGAACAUCUUCAUACAUCACAAGAAAAACCGAUUAUCCAUGGAAACCUAAAAUCGAAAAACAUCCUUUUAGACAGUUCCUAUCAACCACACAUCUCAGAUUCAGGUCUCCAUCUUCUGUUGAAUCCAACUGCUGCUCAAGAAAUGCUUGAAAGUUCGUCUGCUCAAGGCUAUAAAGCUCCCGAACUAAUCAAAAUGAAGGAUGCUAGUGAAGAAACCGAUAUCUAUAGCCUCGGCGUAAUCUUGCUUGAAUUGCUUUCAGGAAAGGAACCUAUCAAUGAACAUCCGACUCCAGAUGAGGAUUUCUAUUUGCCGAAUUUCAUGAGAAAUGCUGUUCUUGGACACAGAAUUUCUGAUUUAUAUCAUCCAGCUAUUCUUUUGAGAAACGGCGUAGAUGAUGAAAUUCAAGUGACAGAAGAAUGUGUUCUCAAAUUUUUUCAACUUGCUAUGGCUUGUUGUUCGCCUUCACCUUCAAUUAGACCUAACAUUAAGCAAGUUAUUAGGAAGCUUGAAGAAAUUAUACACUAG
Messenger RNA from Lathyrus sativus (Indian pea), 1053 nucleotides. Lineage: Eukaryota; Viridiplantae; Streptophyta; Magnoliopsida; Fabales; Fabaceae. The record is from the annotation of a GenBank genome assembly.